AGUCAACACUAACGACAACAUGCCAGUUAUUAUAAUUUGCUAGGAAAUCCAAUUGCAAUUGAGACGUAAAACGUAUAAAACAAAAUUUAAAUCGAAAAAUGAAGAAAUAAAAGCGUGUGAAAAACUCAGGCGCGCGUCAAGGCGAACACGCUUGCCGUUGUCGAGGCCUUCUCCCACAACUCUGCUUCAAAUCAUUCUCAAUUGUACGCUCUCUCUCUCCUUCGUUUCAAUCUCACUCCCAUUUUUCCGAUCGUCAUUUCCAAGCAUAUUCCUCGCUACUCGGGAUUUGACAGAACAACUCCUUUUUCAGUCCCAAGAUUUAGUUUUUUUUGGGGCCCGCUUUUCUGUUCUUUCCAAUAAUUCCGACCGUAAAGCGACACUAAUGAUUUCGUGCACCUAAUUUGGUCGGACUGUGAGAAGAGGAAAAAAAUGGGAGGUUGUUUUAGCAAGAAAAAACCCCCUAGCCGCGAUGUGAACGGCUUCAGAUCAGAAAGAGCAACCAAUCAUCAAAAGGCACCAAUUGAUCUCCCCGAUCAAUCCGAAAACCGAGCCAUCAUCCCUGAAAGGCGGCAGCAUCAGCAUCAGCAUCAACAUCAACAUCAACAUCAAGCGCCGGCGCAAGCUCAGCCGCGGCCAAUUCCAUCUCCAUCUCCAUCUCCAUCUCCCCGCACUCCAUCCCGGCAGAAAUUGGAGGCGAAUAACAUAUUGGGGAAGGCAUUGGAGGAGGUGAAGUCCAAGUAUUCGAUCGGGAAGGAAUUGGGGAGGGGGCAAUUCGGGGUGACGUACUCGUGUACGGACGCGGCGACGGGGCUGCAGUACGCGUGCAAGUCGAUCUUGAAGAGGAAGCUGGUGAGCAAGAACGACAGGGAGGAUGUGAAGAGGGAGAUUGACAUCAUGCAGCAUUUGAGCGGCCAGCCCAAUAUAGUGGAGUUCAGGGGCGCCUACGAGGAUCGCCAGUCUGUGCAUCUCGUCAUGGAGCUCUGCGCCGGUGGGGAGCUCUUCGACAGGAUUAUUGCCAAGGGCCAUUAUUCCGAGAAGGAUGCUUCUGAUCUUUGCCGCCAGAUUGUCAAUGUGGUUGACCACUGCCAUUUUAUGGGGGUCAUGCAUAGGGAUCUCAAGCCUGAGAAUUUCUUGCUUUCCAAUAAGGAGGAGAAGGCCAUGCUCAAAGCUACUGAUUUUGGCCUCUCUGUCUUCAUUGAAGAAGGAAAGGUGUAUCGAGAUAUAGUUGGCAGUGCAUACUAUGUUGCUCCUGAAGUGUUGCGACGAAGUUAUGGGAAGGAAAUAGAUGUAUGGAGUGCUGGUGUUAUUUUGUACAUCCUCCUCAGUGGUGUGCCUCCCUUUUGGGCUGAAACUGAACAUGGCAUAUUUGAUGCUAUACUUAAAGAAAAAGUUGAUUUUGAUAGCGACCCAUGGCCUUCUAUAUCAGACAGUGCCAAAGACCUUGUUGGUAGAAUGCUAACAAAGGAUCCAAGAAAGAGAAUUACUUCAACAGAAAUACUGGAGCACCCGUGGAUUAAGGGACAAGCAUCUGACAAGCGGAUCGAUAGUGCAGUUCUAUCCAGAAUGAAGCAGUUCAGGGCAAUGAAUAAGCUCAAGAAACUUGCAUUAAAGGUCAUUGCACAAAGUUUAUCCACAGAAGAAAUUAAAGGUCUUAAAGCUACGUUCAUGAAUAUCGACACUGACAGUAGUGGCUCAAUCACUUAUGAAGAAUUGAAAUCUGGAUUGGCACGGCUUGGGUCCAAAUUGUCAGAAUUUGAAGUAAAGCAACUCAUGGAAGCUGCUGAUGUUGAUGGAAAUGGGACUAUCGACUACGAAGAAUUUAUCACUGCAACAAUGCACAGACAUAAGCUGGAGAAGGACGAGCAUCUGUUCAGUGCAUUUCAAUAUUUUGACAGGGAUGGUAGCGGCUGUAUCACAAGAGAUGAACUGGAAACUGCUAUGAAGGAGUAUGGUAUAGGGGAUGAGGGCAGCAUCAGGGAAAUAAUUUCGGAGGUGGAUACAGAUAAUGAUGGAAGGAUCAACUACGAGGAGUUCUGUGUAAUGAUGAGAAGCGGAACACAGCAACCUGGAAAGCUCUUGUAGAGGAUCAAGUCGGGGAUGGUGCUUCUUCACCGCGACCUCCACGAUUGAGUUAUGCUUUGAGUUUUUGAGGUAUUUACUUGAGAAAAAGCCUUGUUUUCUUCAUCUAGGCACAUAAGUUUUUUUAUGGUGUACUUUUGUAACAAGAGAUAUAGCAAGUUAGAAAUGUUUACGGUUUACAUAAGUUUUUCUUUUUUCGAAUGCUUUUAACAAAGCUAUUUCCAGUUAUUCAGUUAAUGAAUUGUUCUGGUCAGAAACAAUGGUAGAGAUAUUUAUUUCAUUAAUGGAGGAAUAAGGAAAUUGGGUUUGAUAGUUC
Salvia splendens (bonfire salvia) is the source of this 2395-nucleotide messenger RNA. Its product is annotated as calcium-dependent protein kinase 2. The transcript has 8 exons. Lineage: Eukaryota; Viridiplantae; Streptophyta; Magnoliopsida; Lamiales; Lamiaceae. The record is from RefSeq and is a predicted model, not a curated record. Gene Ontology annotation, biological process: protein phosphorylation. The coding region runs from base 430 to 2082 and encodes 550 amino acids. Gene Ontology annotation, molecular function: calcium ion binding; protein kinase activity; ATP binding.